Molecule: messenger RNA, 732 nt
Organism: Pistacia vera
Lineage: Eukaryota; Viridiplantae; Streptophyta; Magnoliopsida; Sapindales; Anacardiaceae
Product: nucleobase-ascorbate transporter 4-like
Exons: 9
Coding region: 1-732 (243 amino acids)
Molecular function (GO): transporter activity
Source: RefSeq, a predicted model, not a curated record
AUGGCAUCACUUUUUCAUAUGAUAAUUGGUUUCUUUGGCUUCUGGAGAAUUUUUGGAAGUUCCUCUGGUAACUCUUACUGGACUUGGGUCUAUGCUCUAGGUUUCCCUCAGCUGGCAAAAUGCAUUGAAAUGGACUCCAGCAUUACUGAUAUUGGUUCUAUUCUAGUACUUCCAUUAAAAAUCGGAGGCAUCAUUGACGAUUUGCAGUCCUGUUCACCGUCGCUAUUGGUGGGAUAUGCUGAAGAUAAGGGUUCCAUAUCCUUUCAGUGGGGUGGUCCCAGUUUUAAUGCUGGCGAUUUUUGCAAUGAUGGCUUCUUCUUGGUUGCUUAUUAUGAGUCUACAGGUACUUUUAUUGCAGCAUCAGAUAUGGGAGCGCCACUCCUAUGCCACCUUCGUACUAGCCGCGGUAUUGGUUGGCAGGGAAUAGGAAUACUGCUUGAGGUCUUUUUGGCACAGGAAGUGGCACCACUGCUUCAGUGUCUUCUGGGAUUGACACGAAAUGGAAGCCGAAGAGUUGUUCAAAUAUCAGCAUUAUUUAUGAUUUCUCUCUGUUUAGGUGUGGCAUCCUUUCAACACAUAUUUCAAGUGAUUUUCUCAUCCCCAGCGACAGUGGCCAUUAUGGUUGCGUACUUCUGGACUGCACUCACAGUGUUGGGCACAGCGCAACCCGGCGAGACAGGGCAGGCACUGGUGGGUAAAGUUCCGGUAUUUCGAACGGGAUACAAGGAGUGA